AUGCCUACUGAGGAUAGCCAGGGGACUCAGCACCAUACCCCCCAUGGGGGUACCUCCCAGAGAAGACCUUCAGCAGAUGCCAAUCUCCAGGCAGAACUGGAGAGCCUCCGCGCCAGUGUCACCAAGAUGUCUGAGAAAUAUGACAAUCUUCAUGCUAAGAACGUCGAGCUCGAGCAUGACUACCGCACACUGAAGCGUAACUGGGAGAUGAAUCAGACCCAAGGCUCCCAACACAGCCCUACCCAGGUACCUGAGCGUACACAGCCAAACCAGCCGGAGCACUCCCACCACAAUGUCCCAACCCAGCCUAGGCCCAGCAAGGGUAAAGGCCCCCUCUAUCCGGACACGACCAAGUCGCGGCUUCUCCGCAUCUCCCCACCAAGGAACCGGCCUCAUGAACCAACAAAGGUCUACCGGGAUUGCAGGGACCGUAUCCUGGACCGUCAAACGGAACCUCAUCUUAUCUCUGUUAAUCUCCAAGACCCAAAGAUGAAACACCUGGGCCCCCCGCCAAAGCCUACCCAACUACCCCUUGGAGAAGGUAUAGGGGACUCAGAGAACUGGGGCCAGGGUUACUCAGAAGACUACGAGUCUUAUCACACCGAGGCGUUCGAAGAAUUCUACCCAGCCCAUGGCCACCCACACACCAGACCCCCAGCACCCGAGACUCUCCCUCAUACCGACCCGGCAAUGAGGCUUCUCUUCGAGAAAGUCCGGCGCCUGGAGAGCGAACAUCAGCGCAACCACCAACCUCUCUGGGCAAAGCCACGGCCUGGGCCCUUUACCGAACGCAUCCUUAAUUACCACCAGGAGAAGGACAUCCAGCCACUCCGCAUUGCCUUCUACACUGGUACAGAGGAUCCUCUCACCCACAUACAUUCUUUCCAGUCUGCCUUGGGGUGCAAGGGCCUCACUGACGAAGGCAUGUGUCUCCUCUUCCCUUCCACUCUCAGUGGCGCGGCCCUGAACUGGUUUUACAGGCUGAACCCCCGCACUAUCAAUACAUUUGACAGUCUGAAACAGGCUUUCCUGGACCAUUUCAUGAUCCAGACCGAUCGCCUCUACUCCGCGGACGACCUAUACAUGCUUAGACAGGGUGAGGAUGAGCCCCUUCGGGAGUAUGCAGCCAGGUUCAGCCACGAAUACUCCCGCUGCCCAGAUACUGAUGAUCGUGCCGCCUUCGGUGCUUUCAAGAGUGGCCUCCGAGAGUCUAACUUCCGGUACCUGGUCCACAGCAACCCUUGGAACACAUAUGCCGAGCUGAUGAAGCAAGCAGCAGUUCAUGCCAAGGCUGAGUACUUCAACUCCAAGCGCAGCCCAGCCAUCCCGGCGCAUAAUCCUUUUGCUGAUCCUCCACCUGCUUCGGUACCCAUCCCAGCUCCACCCCAACAUUCUGCCCCUGCACCAAGCACCCAGGGUGCCCAACACCCCAAGAGGAAGGAUAGCUACCAGCAUACCUUCAACAAUAACAAGCGGGCAGACAUGGGAACCACCACCAGUCUAGUGGAAGCAACCCCCCCAGGACAAAUGACCGGGCCCCACUCCCAUUCUCACCCAAACCCAGGUUCGAGGUCUUCACCACCCUCAACACUACCUAUGAGAAUGUCCCAGUGCACGAGGCACCUAUCAUACCUCAGCCUCCACCCCGGAAACCAGGCAGCAAGCCUAUGCCUAACACAGGAGUUUUCUGUCGCUUUCAUCAGUUCGGUGGCCAUGAUACCGAAUCUUGUGUUGCCUUGCGCAACAUCAUUGAGGGACUUAUUCGCGAGGGGAAGCUGGAUAAAUACGUGCACAACCUCCCACCUAACCCUCACCAACGGCAGAUCAACAUGA
Messenger RNA from Prunus armeniaca (apricot), 1833 nucleotides. Lineage: Eukaryota; Viridiplantae; Streptophyta; Magnoliopsida; Rosales; Rosaceae. The record is from the annotation of a GenBank genome assembly.